CCUUAAAAAGUUACACAAAGUGCAGCUACUCGUCUCCGAGGCGAACGUCUUCUAUCAUCCAAAUUUGGAGCGUCAACUGCGCACCAACUACGGCGCCAACUCCAACUCCAACGCCGCUGCUCGAGUGCGUGACUCUGUCAUUGGCACUGGCCAAUUUAGUCUUAAUCAAUAUGAUUUGAAUUUCGUGUGGCAACAAAUGGAGGCGUACGCAAAUAACACAACCAACAACAAUGCCAGCGAUGCAGAAAUGCCAGGCAGUGAUGUUAGCAGCGCGGCGGAGCGCAAAGCAAAGGAUUCUACGGGCGGUGCAGCACGUUCCAGCGAGGAUAUCGCAACAAAAAAUUAUCACUACUUUACAGCGCAGUCGGGCGUGGACUUCAAGAGUAGUACGCAGUUGAUUUUCGAUGUGCUAAUGCAGAUAAUUGAGCACAAUCACAUUUUGGUUUUACCAAAUCUGGUGAAAUUCACUGAAAUAUGCGAAAGUCGUGAUCAAAUCAAAUGGAUUAAGGAGAAAGCUUUAAAACUGCAAGAGACAAUACCAAUGGAUGACACAAUUUCACAUCAGCACUUAAUCUACUUACUGUGCAAGACGCAAGCCAUGCUGAUACCCACACUUGGCGAAUUGCAACAAUUGUGCCAGCUCAUUGGCAAUUAUUUGAAGAGUUCGCACAUCUUCAUACGAAAUGCAACGCUGGCCGGGCUGCUCUGUCUGCUCGAAUGCUGUUCGAAGACCAAUACCACAAUUGGCAAGUUGAGUGAAGAGUUGGCUCUGCUGCGCGAACUGAUUGUGGGCUACAUCAAUCGUCAUGGGAUUAUCGAUGGAGGUGAGUAGUCAG
This is a messenger RNA of Rhagoletis zephyria (snowberry fruit fly), 836 nucleotides long. RefSeq lists its product as uncharacterized. The record is from RefSeq and is a predicted model, not a curated record. Gene Ontology annotation, cellular component: cytoplasm. NCBI's taxonomy places the organism in Eukaryota, Metazoa, Arthropoda, Insecta, Diptera, Tephritidae.